Messenger RNA from Dentiscutata heterogama, 258 nucleotides. The record is from the annotation of a GenBank genome assembly. Lineage: Eukaryota; Fungi; Glomeromycota; Glomeromycetes; Diversisporales; Gigasporaceae.
CAUACUUUAGUUUCCCAAAAAUCUUAUGAUGACUUCAGGUGUACUGGGUUUUACAACUCUGGGUUAUGUGGCUAUCUAAUGUUGUUAAAAAAAGCCACUUUAAACCCCAACACUGAUUCUUAUUAUUUUGAUACUAUCGUGGAUAAUAUAUGUGAGAAAAAGAAAGCUAAAAGUUCAUUGUUAAAAUUGCAGAUUCAGACAAUAUAUAUCAAUUUAACUAUUGUUAUGAUUGAUAAAAUAUCAAUAGAGCUUGUUGAG